Molecule: messenger RNA, 1080 nt
Organism: Cordyceps militaris CM01
Lineage: Eukaryota; Fungi; Ascomycota; Sordariomycetes; Hypocreales; Cordycipitaceae
Product: peroxisomal membrane anchor protein Pex14, putative
Exons: 3
Coding region: 1-1080 (359 amino acids)
Biological process (GO): protein import into peroxisome matrix, docking
Cellular component (GO): peroxisomal importomer complex; peroxisomal membrane
Molecular function (GO): signaling receptor binding
Source: RefSeq, a predicted model, not a curated record
AUGGCUAUUCGGGAAGAUCUCGUGGCCUCUGCUCCUCUCCACGCGCCUGCCCUUGCUGACCCUGUUGCAGUUCUGCAGGAUCCCAAUGUCGCCUCCUCUUCGGUUGAAAAUAGAGUCGGCUUUCUACGAUCAAAAAACUUGACGGCAGAGGAAAUUGACCAUGCCCUCGCUCGCACCGGCGCAGGCCCGUCGCCUGGGGUUCCAGGACCAUACCCGCCACAGGGCUCUCCCCAACCAUACUACUCGCCAUACCAGCAGCAGGCAUGGCAACCACAACCCCCGCCUCGACGCGACUGGAGGGAUUGGUUCAUCAUGGCCACACUUGUGGGCAGUGUGAGCUACGGUGUUUACACUCUUGGCAAACGCUAUGUAUAUCCCCUGAUAGCCCCUCCCACUCCGGAGAAGCUGGAACAGGAUAAAAAGUCCAUUGAGGAUCAGUUUGAGCGAGCGUUCGUACUGGUGGAGCAACUCGCCAAGGAUACCGAGGAACUCAAGCAGACUGAGAAGCUACGAACAGAGAAGCUCGAUGCUGCUCUGGCAGAGCUUGAGACGGUCAUGUCAGACCUCAAGACGGCGAACCGACGACGAGACGAUGAUGCCCAGCGUAUCCGCGAAGACAUCCAAGGCCUCAAGGACGCGAUUCCCAAGGCCAUGGAAAGCCAAAAGACUCAGGCCGACAACCGUCUGUACGAGAUCAACACUGAGCUGACGAGCCUCAAGACUCUCGUUUCUCAACGCAUGACCGCUGGGAGCAGCUCAGCCAGCGGCUACUCGCGACCGGGCGCAUCGUCAACUCCCGCCGCGGCCGUUCCUGUCCCCGCCGUCGCCGCCACGCCCAAGCCUGCGACAGUGUCUGACCCCGCCGCUACCAGCACCGAGUCCGGCAGCACCGAAAAGGCUGCCGAACCCGUCAAAGCCGCCGAGUCUUCGAGAACCCCGUCACAGACCCCAUUCAACAAGGGCUCCGGCAAGGCAUCCAUCCCUGCCUGGCAGAUGGCCAUGGCUAACAAGAAUGUCGCUGGAUCCUCCACAGCCGCGAGCGGAAGCAACACUGGCGAGGGUGCUUCCAGCAGCUCAUAA